AUGGCACUCGUAGCUCCGAAAGCACUUCAAGGAUUGUAUCUUUUCUGUGAACCUCUUGCUGAAGGGUCGUUUGGCGUUCUUUACAUAGCAAUACAUGCAGUAACACGUCAGAAAGUCGCGAUUAAAAUACUAGACAAAAGAAAGCUUGGGCCCGAUGCAUAUCGUGUACGAUGUGAAAUAGAAGCUCUUAAACAAUUGAACCACAAAUAUAUUUAUAAACUCUAUCAAGUUGUCGAGACACAAACACACUUCUACUUGGUCCUGGAGUAUCUUCCAGGUGGAGAGCUGUUCGAUUACAUCCUACAGAAGGAACAUUUGUCUGAGGUCGAAGCUCGGGUCAUAUUUCGACAGAUCGUCUCAGCUAUUGGAUAUAUACAUACUAAAGGUUUCGCUCAUCGUGAUCUGAAGCCGGAAAAUAUAUUGCUAGACAAUGAUCAGAAUGUAAGGAUAAUCGAUUUCGGUCUUUGUGCUAAAGGUAAUAAUCUGUCAAUGUUGAAUACUUUCUGUGGCUCUUUCGCAUACGUUGCACCAGAGGUGCUGGCGAACAAGGAGUAUUCUGGGAGUGCUGCUGAUAUUUGGUCAAUGGGUGUAAUUCUGUAUGCACUGCUAUGUGGUCGCCUACCAUUUGACCCUACCAAACCCGAAGAACUUCAACAAACAGUUGGUAAAGGUUUAUUUGCAGUUCCUGAUGGUCUAAGCAAAACUAGUCGACAUCUCCUUAAUCAAAUGAUAUGUGUCGACCCGAAAAAGCGUAUAAAAAUGGACGACCUUCGACGUCAUCCAUGGGUCGUUGAAGGUUUUAUGGGUCAUCCUGUGGAUUUAGAUGAAGAGAAAAUCCCGAUGUCGCCACUGAACAUGCAGAUUGUUGCUGAAAUAACUGCCUAUACUCGGAUUCCUAAAGUGGAGCUGGCUAGAAUGUUACAAAAGCGUCCAUAUGAUUAUAUAAUGGCUACUUAUAUGAUUAUGGAGUCAGUUUUAGAAGAAGAAGAUGUUUUCAUUCGACUACAACGUCGUAGUAAUGGACUGCCGUCGAAUAAUCCACUGCCACCAUCUCGACGACAUUACACCCUAUCUUGUCGUCAAUUUCAAAGUGAUAAAAUUUCAGGCCCAGCUCCUACAAGUACUCCAUUACAUUGUGGUGGUGGUGGCGUUAGCGGUGCUGGUGGGCCUAUGAUUCAAUCAUCUGUGCCAAGUGUACCAUUGCAUGUUCGAUCGAAUAAUAACAAUAAUAAUAAUUCAAUACAUGCUGCUUAUAUUGAUGAAUCAAGCAAUUCUGAUCUACUUACUGAAGAAUCUGGUCAAAUCGAUAAAAACGCGAAGUUGAACAAUACCUCUUUGUCGCCGUCAAAGCACAGCAUAUUCACUUCUCAGAAUAACAAUAAACACCGGAAUAUGCCUACAAAAGACGAUAUUGAAAAUUUUCCACCCCAUUCACUUUAUCGUGAUCCAUCAGUUUCAAUUAAUCGGAAAAUCCAACCAGUUCGAAGUAAAAUAAUGGAGCAUCCGGGUAUGUCUCCAAGUCGAUCAAUCGACUCACAGCUGAUCAAUUUAACAAAUGAGUUUCAUAAUACACAAUUGACGGAUAGACGACAUCCUAUAUCCGUCAGUGAGACAACAAGUGAAGACAAUCUGUCAGUAGUAGCCUAUGCGUCAGGAUCAUCGAAACUAAAACAUGAGGUAUCAUCGCUUCAUUCAAGCCCUGGUGCUGUCAUCGGUGGUGAUGACUACUCACAGUCUCAAAGUUCAGCUGAUGAAUAUGCUGGUGGUGGUACUAGUACGACUUCUGGUGCUGGCACUAGCACUGGCGCCAGUGCUGAAGUUAGCGGUUGGCGUAAUUUCGGACGUCUACGUAAAGCGCUAACACCGAAGAAAGUUGUACCAGAUGGUCGAUUGGUUGUUGAUCGACUGAGAAAAACCCGUCAUUUGAAUAAUGUUUUAAUUGUUCGAAAUGAUUUAAGUCCUGGCCAGGUAUUUGAUCGAAUUACUGCAGCUUUAAAACAACACUUGAUACGUUUUACACUAAAGGGGUCUGGUUUUCAGUGUGUCUUUGCCAAUGAUUGGGGGAAAACAGUUCUAUCCUUUGAACUAGAAUUAGUCUAUGUCUCAGCUCGAGCAGUAGAAGCUUCAGUUCGACGUCGUAUGACGCUGAGAUCUUCAUCCCCUGGUGGUGGAAUGUCUUCUGUUCAUUCCUCCAAUAAUAAUAAUACUUCUAUGAAUCCAUCCUGCGGAAUAAACACGAAUACAUCUACCACGUCGAAAGGUUCUGCGUCAACACGUGGAGCAGCAGCUAAUUCUCGUGAUCGACAUGAUCGUAUACUUGGUAUAAAAAUGAAGCGUACUCAUGGUGAUUCAUUCAUGUAUACAAGUUUAUGUCGUACAGUUCUUGAGUCCGCUGAUAUCCGAUUGGAUAUUUGA
Molecule: messenger RNA, 2415 nt
Organism: Trichobilharzia szidati
Lineage: Eukaryota; Metazoa; Platyhelminthes; Trematoda; Strigeidida; Schistosomatidae
Source: the annotation of a GenBank genome assembly